AUUUACGAGAAGCUUCUCGAUCAUAAAUCGUCUCAUAUAUCAGAUACAACAAUAGAGAGGGAGGGGAGAUACAGUGUUUGUGCGAGACGGAGCGAGAGAGAAGCUUGCGAUUUCGAGUUUUACAGCGCAUCGAAGGGUGAAAGAUGAGGGGUAGGAGUUACCGUUACAGUCCCUCGCCACCACCGAGGAAUUACAGAAGCAGUAGACGUCGGAGUCCGAGUCCAAGGGGUUCGUAUGGAGGCCGUAGCAGAGAUGGGCCUACUAGUCUCUUGGUUCGCAACCUUCGUCAUGAUUGUAGACCAGAAGAUCUUCGCAGACCAUUUGGCGAAUUUGGUCCUCUGAAAGAUGUUUACUUGCCUAGAGAUUAUUAUUCCGGAGAGCCUCGUGGGUUUGGUUUUGUGCAAUAUGUGCACCCUGCUGAUGCUGAAGAGGCCAAAUAUCAUAUGGAUGGUCAAGUUUUCCUAGGUCGAGAAUUGACAGUGGUAUUUGCUGAAGAAAAUAGGAAAAAACCUCAGGAAAUGAGGGCAAGGGAACGUGUCAGGGGCCGAUCAUAUGACAGAAAACCAUCCCCUCAACGUUAUAGAAGAUCUUAUUCCCGCAGUCCAGAUUAUUAUUCACCGUCACCGAGGCGUAGGGAAUAUUCAAGGUCAAUUUCGCCUCGACGUAGGAGCUAUCGAGGAAGGUCUUACUCCAGGAGUCCUCGUGGUUCUAGGAGUCGAAGCAGAACCCCUGUGAGCAGCCGCAGCUGGAGCAGGAGCAGGAGCAGAAGCAGGAGUCCCGAACCUUACUAGAGGUGAACCCCUUGGAGACAUUGGCUUCUGAAUGCCGUUGUGGUUAUUAGUGAGCUUAACUCAGAGGAAUGGGAUGGACCCUCCUAUUGUUGCAUAAAAAAGUAGUUAUUUGCAUGCAAGAUUGAUAUUUGAAAUUUGCUUUAACGGGUACUUUUGGAGCUUAACUUUAAAUAUCGGUCUGAUGCAUAUUAAGUACUUAUCUUAACUGUUAAUCUAGUAUGCAUUGUCCAGAUUAGUUAUUUGCAUGCAGAUUAAUAUUUGCAAUUUGCUUCA
Molecule: messenger RNA, 1064 nt
Organism: Daucus carota subsp. sativus
Lineage: Eukaryota; Viridiplantae; Streptophyta; Magnoliopsida; Apiales; Apiaceae
Product: serine/arginine-rich SC35-like splicing factor SCL33
Exons: 6
Coding region: 144-791 (215 amino acids)
Biological process (GO): mRNA splicing, via spliceosome
Cellular component (GO): nuclear speck; cytoplasm
Molecular function (GO): RNA binding
Source: RefSeq, a predicted model, not a curated record